Erigeron canadensis is the source of this 1538-nucleotide messenger RNA. Its product is annotated as UDP-glucose iridoid glucosyltransferase-like. The record is from RefSeq and is a predicted model, not a curated record. Lineage: Eukaryota; Viridiplantae; Streptophyta; Magnoliopsida; Asterales; Asteraceae. The transcript is spliced from 2 exons. Gene Ontology annotation, molecular function: UDP-glycosyltransferase activity. Bases 1 to 1362 code for a protein of 453 amino acids.
AUGGGGGAUGGGAGAACAAGAGGCAAACCUUUGGUGCUAGUAGCAAGUCCAUUUCAAGGUCAUAUGACUCCCAUGCUUCAACUAGGCAGUGUUCUUCAUUCCAAAGGCUUUUCCAUAACCAUAGUUCACACCAAAUUGAAUUCUCCUGACCCUUCAAACCACCCCGAGUUCACGUUUCUUCCUCUUUUCGACAACUUUUUAGCCAUCGAUGCUUCGGCCAACUUCACAAAGUUUUGUGAAGUACUUAAUAAUAACUGCAAAAUGCAGCUACAAGACCACUUGACUCGAAAGAUUAAAGAAGGGAAAGAAGCAAACGAUGAAAUGAAUCAAAGGAUCACAAUCAUACAUGAUAAUAUCAUGUACUUUGUAGAAGAAGUUGCUAGCAAUUUGAAUCUUCCUAGCAUAGUUUUUCGCAGUUCUAGCGCAUCAUAUAUGCCGGCUUUCCUUGCCCUUCCUAAACUUCAUGCACAAGGCCAACUUCCCGUGCAAGAUUCCAUGCUGCAAAAGCUAGUGCCCGAGCUCUAUCCGCUUAGAUACAAAGAUUUACCAUUUAAUAAGACAUCUACAGAACUUGCAAAGGAAAUGUUUGCACUUGCAGAGCAUAUUAGAGCCCCUUCAGCUAUUAUUUGGAACACUAUUGAUUUUCUAGAGCAUUCAGUGCUUACAAAACUCCGGCAGCACUACAAGAUUCCAAUUUUUGCGAUAGGCCCAUUAAAUGAAAUGGCAAGAGGCCCGUCUACUAGUUUUCUCAAAGAGGACACCGAUUGUAUCUCAUGGCUCGAUAAACAAGCUCCAAAGUCGGUUAUUUAUGUAAGUUUAGGGAGUUUAGCCACUAUGAAUGAAAGUGAGUUAGCUGAAACAGCUUGGGGGCUAGCUAAUAGUAAACAACCAUUUCUAUGGGUUGUUAGGCCCGGUUCAGUUAAUGGGUCGGAAUGGAUUGAGUUUUUGCCAGAAGGUUUUACGGAACAAGUAAAAGGCAGAGGUCUCGUGCUAAAAUGGGCGCCACAAAAAGAAGUUUUGGCACAUUAUGCGGUUGGAGUGUUUUGGAGCCAUUGUGGUUGGAACUCGACUUUGGAAAGUAUUUCUGAAGGGGUUCCAAUGAUAUGCCAGCCGUGGAUGGGGGACCAAUGUGUAAAUUCUAGGUAUUUGUGUUAUGUAUGGAAAGUGGGCUUGGAAUUGGAAAAUUUGGAACGAAAAGUGAUUGCGAAUGCAAUUAGAAGGCUUUUGGUGGAUGAUGAAGGGAAAGAAAUGAGGCAAAGAGCAAUUAGCAUGAAAGAAAAGGCCAAAUAUGCUUUGUGCAAAGGAGGGUCUUCAUUCAACUCCUUGAAUAACUUGGUAGAAUUCAUCUUGGCAAGAUUUUAGAAAAUUGCAGUUUGGAUCACCCUUGUCAUAUGUAUCUAUUUAUAUAUUAUGCGACGGCUAGCUAAUUAUUUGUAUCUAGUUAUGUAUUAUGCGAAGAUGUAUUAUGCCUGCCAAGGCUUUCUAUCUAAUUAUAUUAAAGAUGUUGAACAUAUAGAUCAGAGAGGUGACAAAUGAUU